AUGGAGGGAGAUUACGAGGUAUCAGGACAUGAAGUGAUCAAACUCGCGCCAGACAUUGAAUCUCAGGUGGCCAGUGUGCUUUUGGACAAGGACCCACUUGAUUCAGGCGAAUUCGAUCCAGUUACUUAUAUUAAUGCCUUAUUUCCAAACGAACAAUCAUUAUCAACAGUCGACACAGUCCUAACGAAACUACGGACCAAGAUACGUGGUCUAGAUCAAGAAAUACGAGAAUUGGUUCGAUCGCAAACUGAUGCCGGUGGACAGAUUCGGGGAGAACUGGAAGCUACAAAGAAGGCUAUGCAGGAUUUGUUUACACGCAUCAAACUGAUUAAAGAGAAAGCCAAACAAUCUGAAAUGAUGGUGCAUGAGAUUACAAAGGAUAUCAAGAGUUUGGAUCAUGCUAAACGCAAUCUGGCUGUUUCGAUUACUGUGUUGAAGAGGUUGCAGAUGCUAGUCUCGGCACUAGACCAACUCCGUGUAAUGGGCUCACGCAAACAAUACACUGAAGUAGCUCAAAUCCUACAAGUGGCAGUCCAAUUGCUUCAACAUUUCAGACCGUACAAAUCCGUGCGUCAGAUCUCGGUCCUUUGUGAAGCUGCUACGAAUAUACAGGCGGAUUUGAGGAGGCAAAUAUUUAAUGACUUUGAUGCUGGGUUUGUGGGUGGUAACCUGAGGUCACAGGUUAAGUUGCUUAGUGAUGCGUCUUUGGUUAUUGAGGUGUUGGAAGGUGAUGCCAAGAGACAACUCAUUGACUGGUACACGGAUUUACAGCUCAAAGACUAUCGCAACAUUUUCAGAAACAAUUUGGAUGUUGGUGGUCUAGACAACGUAUCUCGUCGAUAUGCAUGGCUAAAACGAAUACUGAAAACAUACGAUGAUGAACACUCACAGAUAUUUUCAUCGUCGUGGGGUGUGGCCGAGUCUCUUUGUGACAAGUUUUGUUCGGAUACCAAGAAGGACCUCGAAGCUGUACUAGUCAAAUUGGGUGCUACUGUAGAUACCAAGAUCAUGUUGCAAGCGCUACAGCAGACGAUCGACUUUGAGAGUAAACUAGGAAUGAGAUUUGGGUCACGAGUCGGCGACGAAGUUGGAUCACCAAAAGGAGAUCAUGAUGUUGCACCACAAAAUGGCAAAUUCAGCAAGGCUAUCUCAGCAGCAUUUGAGUCGUCUUUGGUUUAUUAUAUUGAAUCUGAAGACAAAGUACUCGGUGGAAUGAUGGACUCGUACAGAAUCAAACCAGAAGAAGAAGAAGGAAUCUACUCGUCAUCCACGGACUUGUUUUACUUUUAUCGACAAAGCUUGGUUCAAUGUGCGAAACUGUCUACUCGUAAACCAUUCUUGGAGAUGUGUAAGCUGUUUGGCAAGUGGUUGAGAGCGUAUGCUGAUAUAUUGCAAGUUAAAUUGCCAAGGGAUGAUGGAAGAUCCAGAAAUGUCACUGAUGAUGAACUCAGAACAAUCAGUUUUGUGAUUAAUACUGCUGAUUAUUGUACCAGUACGACUUCCCAGUUGGAAGAAAAGCUGCAAGAAAAGAUUGAUUUAGAGUUCAAGGAGCAAGUUAACUUCGAUAAGGAGCGAGAAUCAUUUCUCAACGUUACCUCGAACGGUGUCAAGGCACUUGUUCGAGCUAUGGAGUUAGUAUAUGAAGGACCACUCAAUUCAGCCUCCAAGAUGUCAUGGUCUGCUGUCGAGUCUGUUGGAGAUCAAUCGAAAUUCGUGUCUCAAAUGGCAACAGCACUUGGUCCAUCUGCUUCCAUCAUCAAAAAGACCCUCACAAAUCACAAAUAUUAUCGAACGUUUUGUGACAAGUUCUCAGAGUCAAUUUUAUCAAAAUGGCACAAUGUUAUAUAUAAAUGUAAACCAAUAUCUGAAAUUGGUGCUGAGCAAAUGCUGCUAGAUACACAAGGGUUACGUGGUAUAUUAAUCGAAAUGGCCAACAUCGGAUCUGAUCCUACUCAUCAAGCACCCGCUACAUACAUAAAGAUUCUGAGUAAAGGUGUAACCAAGAUUGAACAGUUGCUCAAAGUCGUCAUGUCACCGCAUGAGCCACCGGAAGGAUUGGUGCAGAAUUAUAUACUCUUGUUUAAUGAUCCUAGUGUUGCCAACUUCUCAAAGGUUUUGGAUCUUAAGGGUCUCAAACGAGCUGAUCAACAAGCAGUAAUCGAGGUAUUCCAAAACCGAGCUGCUAGUGGUAUUGCAACACCGAGUUUGAGCACACCUGCUUCAACAAUAUCAGCUUCUGCUGCUGCUGCAAGUAAUGCUGCUACAUCAUCGGCCAACAGUGCUAGUGCUGCAUCUGCAGCAUCGCAAACUAAAGCUCAGCAACAAUUCUCACAGUUUACCAAGUUUGUUAGUGGGAUGGGUAAAACGAGGAAUCCAUAG
Molecule: messenger RNA, 2379 nt
Organism: Synchytrium microbalum
Lineage: Eukaryota; Fungi; Chytridiomycota; Chytridiomycetes; Synchytriales; Synchytriaceae
Exons: 15
Coding region: 1-2379 (792 amino acids)
Biological process (GO): retrograde transport, endosome to Golgi
Cellular component (GO): GARP complex
Source: RefSeq, a predicted model, not a curated record